AUGCAGAUAGGUCACCUGCAGCAGCAGCAGCAGCAGCAGCAGCAGCAGCAGCAGCAGAUUAGCACAGCAGCAGCGGGAGGGACAACAGCAGAGCAGCAGCAGCAGCAAAGCAGCAGCCCAGCAGCAGAAGCCACCAAACAGCAGCACAGCCGCAGCAGCACACAGCAGCAGCAGCAGCAGCAGCAGCAGCAGCAGCAGCAGCAGCAGCAGCAGCAGCAGCAGCAGCAGCAGCAGAAGCAGCAGCAGCAGCAGCAGCAGCAGCAGCAGCAGCAGCAGCAGCAGCAGCAGCAGCAGCAGCAGCAGCAAGGACCUGGGGGUCCUUCGCUGCCGCCGUCCAGCAGCAGCGGCGCAGACCCCACAACUGCUGCCCCGCUGCUGUCCCGCUCCACCUGCAGCAGCAGCAGCAGCAGCAGCAGCAGCAGCAGCAGCAGCGGCGGCGGCGGCGGCAGCAGCAGGCAGGGCACGGGAGGCAGGUGGGGGGGCGCUGGGGAGACAAGAACGGCGGAAACCAAACAGAAACAGCAACAGCAGCAGCAGCAGCAGCAGAAUCACAGCAGCAGCAGCAGCAGCAGCAGCAGCAGCAGCAGCAGCAGCAGCAGCAGCAGCAGCAGCAGCAGCAACAGCAGCAGCAGCAGCAGCAGCAGCAGCAGCAGCAGCAGCAGCAGCAGCAGCAGCAGCAGCAGGUUUGUUUACGAGUUGGUGGACUGUGGCGUUGAGCCACCUGCGAGUCUCCACGCAGUCGAGGGCCCCAAUUAUAAUUUCGAAAGAACGAAAAAAAGACAAGGGCUUCGCCUGCAGCUUGCUGCAGUGACUGCAGCAGCAGCAGCAGCAGCAGCAGCAGCAGCAAUCAUAAUUCCAAAGAACGAAGGAAAGAAACGCGCUUCACCUGCAGUUUACUGCAGCCACAGCAGCAGCAGCAGCAGCAGCAGCGCGGCAGCGGCUCAACGUUUCAGCCAGCAGCAGCAACGGCGCAGCAGCAGCAGCAGCAGCAGCAGCAGCAGCAGCAGCAGCAGCAGCAGCAGGAGGGUGGGGACUGACGGCUCGAUGGUGACGCCGAGGUGGCCGAACCUGGCGUUGAGUGCUGCUGCUGCUGCUGCUGCUUUGCUGCUGCCAACAUCUGCUGCAGCAAAGAGACACUGGCGGUGCAAAUUCGAAAAGGAGACAGUGUCAUUAUCCACUGCAGCAAUUCGACGGAAGCCAGACACGCACAGCAGCUUCAACACCUCGCACCCUGCAGCAGCAGCAGCAGCAGCAGCAGCAGCUGCAGCAGCUGCAGUAGUAGCAGCAGCGGUCACAGCAGCUGCAGCAGUAGCAGCAGCUGUUGCUGCUGCAGCAGUAGCAGCAGUGGCAGUAGCAACAGUAGCAGCAGUCACAGCAGCUGCAGCAGUAGCAGCAGCAGCUGCUGCUGCAGCAGUAGCGGCAGUGGCAGAAGCAACAGUAGCAGCAGUCACAGCAGCAGCAGCAGUCACAGCAGCUGCAGCAGCAGCAGCAGCAUCAGCGGCAAUUCCACAGCAGCAGCGGCAGCAGCUGCAGCAACGCCGAAUCAGCAGCAGCAGCAGCAUGUCAGCAGCAGCAGCAGCAUGUCAGCUGCAGCAGCAGCAUGUCAGCUGCAGCAGCAGCAUGUCAGCAGCAGCAGCAGCAGGUCAGCUGCAGCAGCAGCAUGUCAGCAGCAGCAGCAGCAUGUCAGCAGCAGCAGCAGCAGGUCAGCUGCAGCAGCAGGUAAAGAAAGACAGGCGAAGCUGCUUAUCUUGA
Messenger RNA from Eimeria necatrix, 1752 nucleotides. RefSeq lists its product as hypothetical. The record is from RefSeq and is a predicted model, not a curated record. Lineage: Eukaryota; Apicomplexa; Conoidasida; Eucoccidiorida; Eimeriidae. The transcript is spliced from 3 exons. The coding region runs from base 1 to 1752 and encodes 583 amino acids.